AUGUUAGAUAUUCUUGUUGUUAAAAAUAGAGAUCUUUUUUCUUUAUACUUACAGGAUAAUGACUGGCUAGUAGUUAAUAUUAUGAUUCAAUUACUUGAACCAAUCUUCAUAGCAACUGAAAUCUUAUCAAUCUUAAUGUAUCCUACUAUAAGUGACAUAAGACUAACUAUAAUUAAAUAUUGGGAACAUAUCAAUAAGUCAACAACAAUUGGUACUUUACUAGAUCCACAAUCAAAAACUAAAACUUUUAUAGAUAUGAAUCAGCGUGAAAAUGCUAUAACACUUUUGCAUAACCGAAUAGAAUUAUAUAAGAACAAUACUGAUAUACAAUCUGUUCAUAAUUUACAAACAAAAAAAAAUAAAUGA
This is a messenger RNA of Racocetra persica, 366 nucleotides long. NCBI's taxonomy places the organism in Eukaryota, Fungi, Glomeromycota, Glomeromycetes, Diversisporales, Gigasporaceae. The record is from the annotation of a GenBank genome assembly.